Molecule: messenger RNA, 1169 nt
Organism: Cylicocyclus nassatus
Lineage: Eukaryota; Metazoa; Nematoda; Chromadorea; Rhabditida; Strongylidae
Source: the annotation of a GenBank genome assembly
AGUUUAGGUGAAUAUCCAUGGAACUACACGUCUGGCCGGCAGAUUUCGGUCUGCCCUCGAUUGAUGUCAGCUGCCUGCAAUUUUUGGCUUGUGCCAAAAUGUGCGCCAGUCCUGUUUCAGUAGUAUACUCUUCAAGUCCAUGGAACUCACCAACUGGAGAGUAUCCAGUCAUGGUCGACACUUCAACCCAGUCAAAACCGAUAAUUGAUUUUGACAAGUUUGUAGAGGUACUGCGAAAGAGUGGGCAGGAAGUGGUGAUCGAUGCUGAACUGACAGCUUCUGAAAAGUCGCAGAUUGACGCUUUUAGCUGCUACUUACAACAGUACCUCAAUCCCGCUGUGUUGUACACAUUCUGGUUGGAUGACUUGAACUACAGUACUGUGACACACCAUUGGUACUCCUCUCGUCUAUCGUUCCCAUACAAUAUGUACUAUCUGGAAAAACACAGAAAGCGCGUACAACGGUUUCUUUCUGAAAAGACGGUCACAGUGAUAAUGAAGGAUGGAUUAGAGGCUUUGAACAUGCUUUCUGCGAAGCUUGGUGACAACAAGUUCUUCUGUGGUAACAAACCGAGCUCUUUGGAUGCUCUUGUUUUCGGCUAUUUGGCGCCACUUCUGCGCUUACCCCUUCCGAAUGAUAGGUUACAGCUGCACUUGAGAGCAUGCCCAAACCUGGUACGCUUUGUGGAACAAGUUGCUUCAAUCUAUCUGCCUCCAUCCGAAGAACAACUGCGGAGACAAAAAGCAGAAAGAAAAAUGUGGGAGAAUCGUUUACAGAAGGCUGAGAAGGCUAAAGAGGCAGAAAAGGCCGCCUCGGCGGAAGCCAGCCAGCCGCAGGAUGACUUGCCAUUGCGUGACACUAUUUUAUUUGGACUGGGAGCAAUCACUCUUUCCCUAUUAUUCGCUGUUCAUUCCGGCAUCAUUCAAGUUGUCGUGGAAGAGGAUGAACAAGCUAUUCCAGAGUGAAAACAUGAGAACGCAUGAGAGUCACUAGAUCAUCUAUAGGUUUAAAGCGGAAUUUUUAGUAGUUUCUGCCUCUUUUGAGAGGUCUGAAUAAAAAUUAGUGGCUGAUGCGUUGAGUAACCAUCCAUUGCACCUGUACUGUGUAUAGAUCAGAUUCAAUAUUGUUCUCUGUGAAAGCAGCAGCUUCGUUUGAGAAUAAAAGUGGAC